GGAGCGGAGCGGGCGGCACAGGCACCGCGCCCGGCCGGCCCCGCCUCGCUGCGCCGCGCACACGGCUGCUCGCAGCAGGGGCAAGGUGCGGCGGUGGGAGGGGGCGGCGGCGGAGCGGCUUUGUUGGCUCGGAGGGGAGCGGCGCCUCGGCGAGAGCCCACCAUGGUGCAGCAGGCGGAGAGUACGGAGGCGGAGAGCAACCUGCCCCGGGAAGCGAUGGACACCGAAGAGGGCGAGUUCAUGGCUUGCAGCCCCGUCGCUUUAGACGAGAGUGACCCGGACUGGUGCAAAACAGCGUCGGGGCACAUAAAGAGACCGAUGAACGCGUUCAUGGUGUGGUCUAAGAUCGAGCGGAGAAAAAUCAUGGAGCAGUCUCCGGACAUGCACAACGCGGAGAUCUCCAAGCGCCUGGGCAAGCGGUGGAAAAUGCUGAAGGACAGCGAGAAGAUCCCUUUCAUCCGGGAGGCGGAGAGGCUGCGGCUCAAGCACAUGGCCGAUUACCCCGACUACAAGUACCGUCCCAGGAAAAAGCCCAAAAUGGACCCGUCGGCCAAGCCCAACGCCAGCCAAAGUCCCGAGAAAAACGCGCCCGCCAGCAGCGGCGGCAGCAAGAGCGCCAAGAGCUCCAGCAAGAAGUGCAGCAAGCUGAAAUCCUCCUCCGGCUCCUCGCCGCCCAAGCCGGGAGCCAAAACCGCCCACCACGGGGACUACGCGGGAGACGAGUACGUCUUCGGCACCCUGAAAGUGAGCAGUAAGACGGUCAAGUGCGUCUUCAUGGACGAGGAGGAGGAUGAGGACGACGACGAGGACGAGCUGCAGCUGCGGAUCAAGCAGGAGGCGGAGGAGGAGGACGAGGAUGAGGAGCCGGGGCCGCAGCAGCUGCGGCGGUACAACGUGGCCAAAGUGCCGGCCAGCCCCACCUUGAGCUCCUCGGCGGAGUCCACCGAGGGGGCCAGCCUGUACGAGGAGGUGCGGGGCGGCGCCGCGGCGGCGGGCGGCGGCAGCAGACUCUACUACAGCUUCAAGAACAUCACCAAGCAGGGCCCGCCGCAGCCGCAGCAGCCGCCCGGCCUCUCCCCGGCCUCCUCCCGGUCCAUCUCCACCUCGUCGGCCGGCAGCGAGGAGGCGGACGACCUGCUCUUCGACCUCAGCCUCAACUUCUCCCAGCACGGCCACGCCGCCGCCGAGCUGGGGGCGGGCGCCGCCGGCGGCAACCUCUCUCUCUCGCUGGUGGACAAGGACCUGGACUCCUUCAGCGAGGGCAGCCUUGGCUCCCACUUCGAGUUCCCCGACUACUGUACCCCGGAGCUGAGCGAGAUGAUCGCGGGCGACUGGCUGGAAGCGAACUUCUCCGACCUGGUGUUCACGUACUGAGCGGGGGCGGCGGCCAGGGCGGACGGCGAGAGCGGCGGAGCUGCAGCGGCGCGACGCCGGCGAUGAUGAUGAUGAUCAUGAUAAUGAUUAAAAAAUAAGUCUUGUUUUCUUUGAAAAAAAAAAAAUCUCGAAGUUAGUUCCGAGCCCGGGAGUUGUGAUUUUUUUUUAAAUUUUUUUUGUGUUUUUUUUAAUUUUUUUAUGUUUGGUGAUCACAACAACAACAGCAAAGGCAAAUGGGACUGGGGGAAAAAUGAUACAGAAGGCGCUGUUUGAAGCUUGUCGGUCUCUGAUUGAAGUCUGGAAGAUGGUCUGCAAAGAAGUCUUUUGGCAGCACAACUGUUACUCAAGGGGGUUUGUGGAUUUUUAUUUUUUUUCCCGUGAGAGAUCUUAACGAACUGUUAUGAUUUUU
Messenger RNA from Zonotrichia leucophrys gambelii, 1783 nucleotides. It is a transcript of the gene SOX11, whose product is annotated as SRY-box transcription factor 11. Gene Ontology annotation, molecular function: RNA polymerase II cis-regulatory region sequence-specific DNA binding; DNA-binding transcription activator activity, RNA polymerase II-specific. NCBI's taxonomy places the organism in Eukaryota, Metazoa, Chordata, Aves, Passeriformes, Passerellidae. Bases 163 to 1374 code for a protein of 403 amino acids. Gene Ontology annotation, biological process: neuron differentiation; negative regulation of transcription by RNA polymerase II; positive regulation of transcription by RNA polymerase II. The record is from RefSeq and is a predicted model, not a curated record. The transcript has a single exon.